This is a messenger RNA of Staurois parvus, 1573 nucleotides long. Lineage: Eukaryota; Metazoa; Chordata; Amphibia; Anura; Ranidae. The record is from the annotation of a GenBank genome assembly.
AUGAGUGACCAGGAGAUGAUGGCCUUCGGGGGUGGCGGCUCCUUUUCUCCGGAAGCCUGAAAAAGAGCGCAUCGAGGCCCAGAACCAGCCUUUUGAUGCCAAGACCUACUGCUAUGUCACCGACCCCACUGUGGAGUACAUCCAGGGAAAGAUUAAAAGCACCGAGGCUGGAAAAACCACUGUAGAAACUGAGGAAGGCAAGACGGUCACAGUGAAGCCAGACAACGUGUACCCCAUGAAUCCACCCAAGUUCGAUAAGAUUGAGGACAUGGCGAUGUUGACUCACCUGCACGAGCCGGCUGUAUUGUACAACCUGAAGGAUCGUUAUAAAGCUUGGAUGAUCUAUACAUAUUCUGGGCUGUUCUGUGUCACCGUGAACCCCUACAAGUGGCUGCCCGUGUAUAACCCUGAGGUGGUUAAUGCCUACCGUGGCAAGAAGCGUCAGGAGGCUCCGCCCCACAUCUUCUCCAUCUCUGACAACGCCUAUCAGUUCAUGCUAACUGAUCGUGAAAACCAGUCUAUCCUCAUCACUGGAGAAUCCGGUGCUGGGAAGACAGUGAACACAAAACGCGUCAUCCAGUACUUUGCAACAAUUGCAGCAGUGGGUGAUGUGAAAAAGAAGGAAUCCACAGGUGGGAUGAAGGGCACCCUGGAGGACCAAAUCAUCCAGGCCAACCCUCUGCUGGAGGCUUUUGGCAAUGCCAAGACUGUCAGGAAUGAUAAUUCAUCACGUUUUGGUAAAUUCAUUCGUAUUCACUUUGGCACCACUGGAAAACUGGCUUCUGCAGAUAUCGAAACGUAUCUGCUGGAGAAGUCCAGGGUCACCUUUCAGCUACCUGCAGAAAGAAGUUAUCACAUCUUCUAUCAGAUCCUGUCCAACAAGAAGCCGGAACUGAUCGACAUGCUGUUGAUCACAACGAACCCGUAUGACUUUCCGUACAUCAGCCAGGGUGAGAUCUCUGUGGCGAGCAUUGAUGACACUGAGGAGCUGAUGGCUACAGAUAAUGCCAUUGAUAUCCUGGGUUUCACUCCUGAGGAGAAGGUCGGAAUCUACAAGUUAACCGGUGCCGUUAUCCAUUAUGGCAAUAUGAAAUUCAAGCAAAAACCGUGGGAAGAGCAGGCUGAGCCUGAUGGGACAGAAGUGGCCGAUAAAACAGCGUACCUCAUGGGGUUGAAUUCUGCAGACUUGCUAAAGGCGCUCUGCUACCCCCGGGUGAAGGUGGGGAAUGAGUAUGUGACUAAGGGGCAGACUCCAGAGCAGGUGCACCAAAAUGUGAACGCACUUGCCAAGUCUGUCUAUGAGAAGCUGUUCCUGUGGAUGGUGACCCGUAUCAACCAGCAACUUGAUACCAAACUUCCUAGACAGCAUUUCAUUGGUGUGCUGGAUAUUGCCGGAUUUGAAAUCUUUGAGUUCAACAGCUUGGAGCAACUUUGUAUCAACUUUACCAAUGAGAAGCUACAGCAGUUCUUCAACCACCACAUGUUUGUACUUGAACAAGAGGAAUACAAGAAGGAAGGAAUCGAGUGGGAAUUCAUUGACUUUGGCAUGGACUUGGCAGCCUGCAUUGAGCUU